Molecule: messenger RNA, 810 nt
Organism: Plasmodium vivax (malaria parasite P. vivax)
Lineage: Eukaryota; Apicomplexa; Aconoidasida; Haemosporida; Plasmodiidae
Exons: 2
Coding region: 1-810 (269 amino acids)
Source: RefSeq, a predicted model, not a curated record
AUGGAGAAGAAGGAAAAUGCAGAGUGGGACGUACAGAACUAUGCUUGCAACAUGCCAGUGAAAAAGGGACGCUACUUUGGCGAAAAUGCAAAAGUGUUGCUCCUUGUUAUGCGCCACCUACAUAAGAGGCAUGACCACCAGAGUGCCAUCUAUGGGGCGAUGAAGAAGACGAAUUUUUUGAGCAAUAUCAAGUGCGGAGUUUUGCUGUUGCUUGUGUUGUAUAAGAAUAGGAAGAAGGCUAGUCUUGUGGCGGACCUUUCGGUGAAAUCGGGUGCCCCAGGGGGGGUCCUGUCUCACGGGGAAGAGACAUACAGCAGUGGUGAUGCGGGACGCGAUGACGAGCAGCGUAUCUACCUGGAUAGACACUCCAGAGGAAGGAUCGCCUCCCCACCCAAAAAGAAAAAUAAACUUCUUUUAAGAAGAAGCGGGGAUGGUGCCGCCCCCCCAUUUUGUAAAAAUGCCAACUGCGUAAAGGUGACCAAAAAGAUAGGCUACCACAAGAGAACCAAAAGAAGGGGAAACGUUCAUGCGAGGUUUCAUCGGGUGAGUAGCUCCAAAUGGUCAUGCUGUCCGCCGAAGGGUGCGGACCUGGAAGGAAGUGAGCAGCCGGUGCAGUCGAUACAGUCGGUACAGUCGGCACACUCGGUAGACCCGGGAGAGGUUCCCCCGCUUGCCGAAUGGAAGAACUGCUCCACCCGAAGAACCACUAUCGUGAAGACACCCCCCGACCAUGUGCCUUACGCUGUGCAGGAGAUUCCAGCCAAGGGAAGACACACACAGUUGGUUCCUUCGCCCUCAUUAAUGAUUUAA